GCGCGCUGUCCGGAGGCUCCUGCGCCCGCCGGUUGAGGAGCGAGGCAGCCGGCGAGGUGUGGGCCGCCGAGGCAAGCUCGCAGGGCCGCCCCCAUGCUGCGUUUUCCGACCUGUUUCCCGUCCUUCCGCGUGGUGGGAGAGAAGCAGCUGCCGCAGGAGAUCAUUUUCCUGGUCUGGUCUCCGAAGCGGGAUCUCAUUGCUUUGGCCAACACAGCGGGCGAGGUUUUACUACAUCGACUUGCAAGUUUUCACCGGGUUUGGAGCUUCCCACCAAAUGAAAAUACAGGAAAGGAAGUGACCUGUCUGGCGUGGAGACCAGAUGGCAAACUUUUGGCCUUUGCUCUUGCUGACACCAAAAAAAUUGUUUUGUGUGAUGUGGAAAAACCUGAAAGCUUGCACUCAUUUUCUGUGGAGGCUCCAGUUUCUUGUAUGCAUUGGAUGGAAGUGACCGUAGAAAGCAGUGUUUUAACAUCCUUUUAUAAUGCUGAGGAUGAGUCAAAUCUUCUCCUACCUAAAUUACCUACGUUGCCAAAAAAUUAUAGCAACACCUCAAAAAUAUUUAGUGAAGAAAAUUCUGAUGAAAUUAUUAAGCUCUUGGGAGAUGUCAGGCUUAAUAUUCUUGUCCUUGGAGGAAGUUCUGGAUUUAUUGAGCUUUAUGCCUAUGGAAUGUUCAAAAUUGCUCGAGUCACAGGGAUUGCUGGUACUUGCCUUGCAUUAUGCUUAUCAAGUGAUUUGAAAUCAUUAUCAGUGGUCACAGAGGUUUCUACUGAUGGUGCUUCAGAAGUUUCAUACUUCCAGCUCAAAACCAAUCUACUGUACUCUUUCUUACCUGAAGUAACUCGGAUGGCCAGAAAGUUUACUCACAUUUCAGCUCUUUUGCAGUAUAUAAAUUUGUCACUUACGUGCAUGUGUGAGGCGUGGGAGGAAAUACUGAUGCAGAUGGAUUCUCGCCUCACCACAUUUGUGCAGGAAAAGAACACAACCACAUCAGUGCAAGAUGAAUUCAUGCACCUGCUGCUGUGGGGCAAAGCAAGUGCUGAACUUCAGACUCUCUUAAUGAACCAGUUAACUGUAAAGGGCUUAAAAAAGCUUGGCCAGUCUAUAGAGUCAUCAUAUUCCAGUAUACAAAAGUUGGUUAUAAGUCACUUACAGAGUGGCUCAGAGUCUUUAUUAUACCAUUUGAGUGAACUGAAAGGAAUGGCUUUAUGGAAGCAAAAAUACAAACCUCUUGGACUAGAUGCGGCAGGAAUUGAAGAUGCUAUUACCGCUGUGGGCUCUUUCAUACUCAAGGCAAAUGAACUUCUUCAAGUUAUAGAUAGCAGUAUGAAAAACUUCAAAGCAUUUUUUCGGUGGCUGUAUGUUGCGAUGUUGAGAAUGACAGAAGACCAUGUGCUUCCCGAGCUGAAUAAGAUGACCCAAAAAGAUAUCACAUUUGUUGCUGAUUUUCUCACUGAACAUUUCAAUGAGGCUCCAGACCUUUAUAAUCGAAAAGGCAAAUACUUCAAUGUUGAAAAAGUUGGUCAGUACUUGAAAGAUGAAGACGACGAUCUUGUGUCGCCCCCUAACACAGAGGGAAACCAGUGGUAUGACUUUCUUCAAAAUAGCAGCCACCUUAAAGAAAGUCCUUUGCUGUUUCCUUAUUAUCCUCGAAAAUCAUUGCAUUUUGUGAAAAGACGGAUGGAGAACAUUAUUGAUCAUUGCUUGCAAAAGCCAGCAGAUGUAAUUGGAAAAUCAAUGAAUCAAGCAGUCUGUAUUCCAUUAUAUAAAGAUGCUAGAAGUGAAGACUGUACACGUAGACUGUUCAAAUUUCCUUUUCUGUGGAAUAAUAAAACUUCAAAUCUGCAUUAUCUUAUUUUUACUAUUUUAGAAGAUUCACUUUAUAAAAUGUGUAUCUUAAGGAGACAUACUGAUAUUUCCCAAUCUGUAAGCAGUGGACUAAUUGGUAUUAAAUUUGGGAGCUUCACAUAUGCUACAACUGAAAAAGUGAGAAGAAGUACCUACAGUUGUUUAGAUGCACAGUUUUAUGAUGAUGAAACUGUAACAGUAGUUCUUAAAGACACUGUAGGACGUGAAGGAAGAGAUAGACUCUUGGUCCAGUUGCCGUUGUCUUCCGUCUAUAACAGUGAAGAUUCUGCAGACUAUCAGUUCAGUGGGACUUAUUCUACGAGGCUUGAUGAGCAGUGCGGUGCUAUCCCCACACGUACUCUGCAUUUUGAGAAGCAUUGGAGAUUGCUGGAAAGCAUGAAAGCACAGUACGUUGCUGGGAAUGGUUUUCGAAAAGUGUCCUGUGUGUUAAGCUCAAAUCUCCGUCACGUGAGAGUAUUUGAAAUGGACAUUGAUGAUGAAUGGGAACUUGAUGAGUCUUCAGAUGAAGAUGAGGAGGCCAGCAAUAAGCCUGUAAAAAUAAAGGAAGAAGUGUUAUCUGAGUCGGAGGCAGAGAACCAGCCAGCCAGUGCUGCCGUUGCACCUCCUGAGAUAGUAAUUAAAGUGGAAAAACUCGACCCCGAGCUGGAUUCAUAGUCUAGACGUUGUCAUAAUUUUGCCUCUUCACAUUAUGUCAAAAGUAAGGUGGGCUAAGGUGUCUUGUGACUACUUUUAAUUUUCUUUGUGUAACAAAGAAAUAAACAGUGAAUUUUAUUUACUUUUA
This is a messenger RNA of Loxodonta africana (African savanna elephant), 2647 nucleotides long. It is a transcript of the gene ANAPC4, whose product is annotated as anaphase promoting complex subunit 4. Gene Ontology annotation, molecular function: protein binding. Bases 94 to 2520 code for a protein of 808 amino acids. The record is from RefSeq and is a predicted model, not a curated record. Gene Ontology annotation, cellular component: nuclear periphery; anaphase-promoting complex. The transcript has 29 exons. Lineage: Eukaryota; Metazoa; Chordata; Mammalia; Proboscidea; Elephantidae. Gene Ontology annotation, biological process: anaphase-promoting complex-dependent catabolic process; protein K11-linked ubiquitination; regulation of mitotic metaphase/anaphase transition.